Molecule: messenger RNA, 3762 nt
Organism: Salpingoeca rosetta
Lineage: Eukaryota; Choanoflagellata; Craspedida; Salpingoecidae
Exons: 21
Coding region: 145-3543 (1132 amino acids)
Molecular function (GO): RNA binding; ATP hydrolysis activity; 5'-3' DNA helicase activity
Source: RefSeq, a predicted model, not a curated record
CACACACACACGCACACACACAAGACGAAGAAGACGACUCAGCAGACGUGUCCGUGCAAAUUACCUGCUUGUGGUGAAGGAGUGAGUGUGAAUGCGGGGAGGUGGUCACAUCAGGCGCAUCUCGUUAGUGACGGACAGACGGCCAUGGCUCACGCUGCGCGUUGUGCCAUGUGGCGCAAGGCCAUCAUGGAAGAGAAGCAGGAGCAGAUACACGAACGCCAAGCAAAGCUGGAAGACUUGCCCACGCACGAGCAGGAGAAGCAAGGGCUAUGCCUUCGUCGACUGCAGGUCACUGCCCGAAAGCGUGACUUGGGCGGCAGGCACAUCUUCACUAUGACGUCCACGCGAUCCACACCGGAAGGCGGCACUGCACCGCUGCUCGCCACCCGCAUCAGCGUGGGCGACGUCGUUUCUGUCGGCACCCUGAAGGAUGGCAUGCGCGGCUUUGCCACCGGCGUCAUCAACAAGAUGUCAAGCAUGCAGCUGCAGGUUGCGGUUGAGGAAUCACAGGUGCACCACGACCAGCCGUGGGAGACAAACACGCUCGUCCUGCGCCAACUCAGCGAUACCGUCACUUUUGGAAAGCUGCAGUGGACCAUUGACAAAGUGGAGAAGGGCGACGUGCAGUGCCCGCGCCUGAUUCAGCUCUUGAUGGAGGAAUCUGUGCACCCACUGCCGCGGAUGGCUGAGGAAGCCGUGUAUCCGCUGAACAAGUCGCUCAACGCGUCGCAGCUGGGCGCCGUCGCGUUUGCGCUCCAAAGGCCAGAUAUCGCUGUCAUCCACGGGCCCCCAGGCACGGGCAAGACGACGACGGUGGUUGAGCUGAUUCUGCAGCUUGUGAAGCGCGGGCAGAAGGUGCUGGUUGCCGCAGCAUCGAACAUGGCCGUGGACAACCUGGUGGAGCGCCUCAUUGCCUUCAACGCAAACGUUGUUCGCAUCGGCCAUCCAUCGCGACUGCUCCACUCCGUGAAGGACCACAGCCUUGACAGUCUUCUCAGCUCUUCCGAGGACAUGGACAUUGUUCGCGGCAUUUACGAGGAAAUUGCGGACAUCCGGAACAAACGUCCGUCAAAGCGCCAACCAGGCGCGCGCGCAGCCCAGUUCCAGGCGCAACGCGACAUCAAAGACCUCCGGCGCGAUGCGCAAUCUCGUGAGUCGCGGCUGCUGCGGCAGAUGCUCACGUCCGCCGAUGUCGUGUGCGGAACAACGACGACCGUCUGCCCCACUGGCGUCCUCAAGAACAUCCCCAAAGAGCACUUUGACGUCGCUGUUGUGGACGAGGCCGGACAGGCGCUGGAGCCUGCAGCGUGGGCGGCCGUCAUGCAGGCCCCAAGGUGCGUCCUUGCUGGCGAUCAUUUCCAACUGCCACCCACGGUCAUGUCUGCAGCGGCAGUCGCGUCUGGUCUGCCCAUAACACUCCUGGAACGCGCCGUCAACAUGUUUGGGGACUCUGUCACACGCAUGCUGGACACCCAGUAUCGCAUGCACGCUGCGAUCCAGUCGUGGUCGUCGGCGCAUCUGUACAACUCGCAGCUGCACCCGGCCGACCAGGUCGCCGCGCACCUCCUAACACAGCUCGAUGGCGUCACCGAUACAGAGACGACGCGGGUGCCGCUUGUGUAUGUGGACACGGCGGGCAGCGGUGCGCACGAGUCAUCCGGGGAAGAUGAUAUCUCAAAGUGCAACGAGGGCGAGGCAAUGAUCGUGGUUGAGCACGUGUCCUCUCUUCUGUCUGCUGGCGUUCAACCAAAGGAUAUUGGCGUCAUCACCCCAUACAACCUCCAGGUUGAGAAGGUGCGCGGGCUGCUGAGUGCACACAGCGGCGACGCGUCCGGUGUUGAAGUGUCAUCUGUGGACGGAUUCCAGGGUCGGGAGAAAGAGGCGAUUGUCAUCUCGCUCGUGAGAUCGAAUGAUGAGCGGAUUGUUGGAUUUCUCAGAGACUUCCGCCGCAUCAACGUCGCCGUCACCCGCGCAAGGCGCCACUUGUGCAUUGUGGGCGACAGCAACACCAUCACUGCUGACGAGCACAUGGAUUCCUUGGUCAACUAUCUCAACGCGCAUGCCGUGCUUCGAACAGUGCAUGAUUACGACGAGGCACUGGCUGUUGUUGGCGGCCAGCAGCAGCAGCAACAGGGCAAGAAGGGCAAGAAGCCGAAGAAGACGAAAGCACAAAAGGAGGCAGGAGAGAAGGGCAAAGCCGCAGAUGCGGACAAAGCGGAACAGAAUGUGCUGCGACGAGCCCAUUUUGAAUCGCAGAUCACGGCUUUCCUUCGCGGCAAAGCAAUCACUCCAAAGACAGCCAUCACAACCACAACCACCACCACCACCACCAGCAGCAGCAGCAGCAGCACCGGCACAGCGCGUUCGACCACGGCUGUCGUGGAGGGAGAUGCGCUGGUGUUUCCGCCGUCUCUAUCGUCAUAUGAGCGCAUGCUCGUGCACGACAUCUGCAGCGAUCGUGGACUUGAGCACGAGAGUACGGGGGAGGGGCGAGGCAGGCGUGUUGUUGUUCGCCGGCCAAUGAAGAAAGGGAAGGGUGAUGAUGCAGAAGAUCAAGGGAAGGAGGCCAGCGCACGUGGUGGUGAUGGCGCAAGUGGUGAUGUUGACGAUGACGAUGAUGAUGCCGUGGUGAAGAGGCGACUGGGCCGAAGAGCGGUGAAGCAGCAGGCGCCGUCGGUGGAAGUAGGGUGUGACCAUGUUGGCGACGGUGCUGAUGGUGACGAUGGCAAGGGCGAGGACGAUGGUGCUGUUGCGUCCGCAGGAGCAGCUGGUGCGACCAUACGACACAUUCUGGGCGGCGAUGAAAGUCAGGAGGAACAGAAGGCCACUGGAGAGAGGGGCGUCAAGCAGCAGUCACGUGAUGACGAGCUGACAACCAAAGGCAAACAGCAGCAGCAGCAGCAGCAGCAGCAGCAGCAGCAGCAGCAGCAGCAAGGAGAAGGGGAGACGGAGAUUCAGCGACUGUUGCGAGAGCGACGGGAGCGAUUGCAGGCGGAGCGGGAGGAAAGAUUGCAGAAGCAGAAAGAGCAAGCACAGCAGCAGCAGCAGCAGGGCGGGAAGAAGGGGAAGAAGAGCAAGAAGAAUCAGCAGAAGAGCAGUGGUAGCUCUCGCGGAUACAAGCUUGGUGGUGCAUCGUCGUCGUCAUCAUCGUCAUCAACGCCUGCUGCCACUGCACGGCGACGGCAGCAGGGCGGUGCUGUGGAUGUGGAUGCGCUCGCUGCUGCAAUUGAGGACCCCAACAUGAUGCAAUCCGACCUGGAUCGCAUGCUUCCGCACGAGAACCGCGUGCAGCGAAACCCAUUUAUCGACGCCGCUGCGUACGUGCGUGCAGGCAACAUUGAGCGCGGGCCCAAGCGCCAUCCAACCAAGGCCGACGUCAAGCGCGACCAACUCAAGAAGAAACUGCAGCAGAACAUUGGCGCCAAGUCCUCCACGCGAAAGCCAAAGGAACCACAGCAGGGAACCAGCAGUGGCACUGGUGGAAGUAGCGGCAGUAGUCGUGGUGGUAAGAGGGGCAGAGGCCGGGGAAGGAGGAGGAAGUGAAGCUGAUGGGGAGGUGGAUGAAGGUGCCGCGACGAUGAAGCAACGUGUCGUAGUUGCGUGUAUUUGCAAGGUAGCGAGGAGAGGGAACACAGUCAAAGAGUAACACAGCGACCAACUGUUGGGCACUGUGCUAAAUCCAACGCAUACAUAACUAACGGACGAACGAGCAAGCAGGAACCCGGGUGCAAGGUUGGCGCAUAAAACAAACACAGAAAGAGC